GAACUCUGACCCAAUCUGGCAACACUGGAUGCUGUAUGAUCCUGUAGCUGCAGCCUUCCUGUUUACGGGCGGGAAGAGCGAACAGAGCGACCGACACAACGCUAGUGUUUUGUAUAUCAGCUUAUUAUUGGCUACGCGUCCGUGAAUGUUAAUCGGAAAACCCUCUACUUGCACUUAUAUGACAGGCGAAGCUGUGCGAAAAUCAAAUGGUAUUUUACCUGCACCAUUACUACUACACGUUGACGGGAUUUUAAGAGUGCCAAACAGAUGGAGGACCCCGCGGAUUCUGGCGGCGGCUCCGCGGCAGAGGGCCCCGUGGUGCAGGUGGCAGACAUCCGCUGGCCCAUCGGAGCUCUGCCUCUGCGUCUGCUAGAGUGGAAAGUCAAACCCGGGUCUCUCGUCAACGUGGACUCGGUGCUGGCCUUAUGUGCUCCGAUCUCCUCGGCGGUAGAGAGCGGUCUGAAGCCCCAGAAACAUGUCAACAGGCUCCCGGAGAAGAAGGUGAAGUCGGACCGCGCCGGAGUGAUCAGGGAGCUUUGCUGUCAGCUCGGGCAGGUCAUACCCCCUGGGGGUAUCAUCGUCCGAAUUGAAGAAUGCAGCCAUCCUAUAGUGAUGAAAGGACUUUGUGCUGAAUGUGGACAGGAUUUGACACAGCUCCAGGGCACUAAUGGGAAUCUGCAAGUGCCCUUCUCCACGGCAACGGUCUCCAUGGUGCACAGCGUGCCUGAGUUGAUGGUCAGCUCAGAGCAAGCAGAGCAGCUGGGCCGAGAGGACCACACGAGGCUGCACCGCAACAGAAAGCUGGUGCUCAUGGUGGACCUGGAUCAGACGCUGAUACACACCACAGAGCAGCACUGCCCACGCAUGUCCAACAAGGGGAUCUUCCACUUCCAGCUGGGUCGAGGCGACCCCAUGCUCCACACACGGCUGCGUCCGCACUGCAAGGAGUUCCUGGAGAAGAUAGCCAAGCUGUACGAGCUGCAUGUGUUCACGUUCGGAAGCCGUCCCUAUGCACAUACCAUUGCAGGUUUUUUGGACCCUGAAAAGAAACUCUUUUCCCACCGCAUCCUCUCCAGGGACGAAUGCAUCGAUCCUUUCUCCAAGACGGGGAAUCUAAGCAACCUCUUCCCGUGCGGGGACUCCAUGGUGUGCAUCAUCGACGACCGCGAGGACGUGUGGAAGUUUGCACCCAACCUCAUCACUGUGAAGAAGUACAUCUACUUCCAAGGCACCGGCGACAUCAACGCUCCCCCCGGCUCCCGCGAGGCUAAGAAGGCGAGCCGGCCUGCUGAGAGCCCUGAACCCACGGGGACAUCGGGGGCUGAGGAGCAGAACAACGGCUUCAAAAGGAGAGGGAGGGAGAACGCCAACGCCAACACCAACACCAACGUCAACAACGGAGGCAAGGAGGAGCCCAACGCACUUUCAUCCACUCAGGAAACGCCAGCGGAAACGCAAAGGACACACGCCCCCGGGGAGGGGAAGGACGAACAGGAGCAGGACCCAGAGCCGGGGCAACAGGGGGAGUCCAGGCUGACACAGGCGGAGGGUACAGGGAAGGGGACGGGUGUCGGCGUCCAGGGGGGAAGCACCGGGACAACGGGCUCGGCGGAGGGGGACGGCCCCGAGCAGCCUUCCCCGGCGGAGGCCCCCGCAGGCAACAACCUGGACUUUGACCUGUCCAGCGACAGUGACGGCGAGUCCGUCACGGAGAAGCCCCCCAGCUCGACGGCGGAUAGCGUAGCCGGCGGCGACCCCAAGACGAGUCCGUCGGGGGUUCGCGAUCAGCAGGAGGCCGGCCUCACGCAGAACCCCGAGUGUGGGGACGGGCCGGAGGGAGACGGGGGUAAACGGAGGGAGGAAGGAGAUGCCGUUAAAGGGAAGGUUGAAGUCGUCGCCACCGCCGCAGAAGAAGAAGAAGAAGGUAAAGAGGCGGACGCUGCGGGGAACAGCGCGACACCCGCGGCGGAGCCUCCUCCGGUGGGCCCCCCGGGCACCGAGGACCUGGGCAACGGCUGCUCGGACAAGAGGGAGCCGGAGACGGAGUCCCAGAACAGCGAGCUCUCCGGGGUUACUGCCGGCGAGGAGCUGCUGGAGCAGAGCAUGGAGGAGGAAGAGGAGGAGGAGGAGGAGGCGGACCCCGACCAGGACGACCACCUCAUCUACCUGGAGGAGGUGCUGCAGAGGAUCCACGCAGAGUACUACGCCCGCUACGAGGUCUACCAGAGGAAGGAGGCCCCGGAGAUGCCCGACGUCCGGCGGAUCGUGCCGGAGCUGAAGGGCAAGGUGCUGGAGGGGGCCACCAUCGUGUUCAGCGGCCUGUACCCCACCAACUACCCCAUGGAGAGGACUCGCGAGUACUACCACGCCAAGGUGCUCGGGGCCAAGAUCGGCCGGGGCCUGGUGCUCAACGCCGAGGACCCCUGUCGGACCACGCACCUCAUCGCAGCCAGAGCCGGCACUGAGAAAGUACGUCAGGCACUGGGCUGCAAACACCUCCACAUCACCAGUCCCGAUUGGCUGUGGUGUUGUCUGGAGCGCUGGGAGAAAGUCGAGGAGCAGCUGUACCCUUUGAAGGAGGAACCCUCCAAGACCCCCCGGAGCAACAGCCCGGCCAUGCUGCCCGACCCCCAGGGGAUGUUCCAUCACCCCGUCUUCCACCCCGCCCACCUCCACCAAGGACCCCCGCCCCCGGCCCCCGAGGUGCGCAUCUACGACCCGGUGACGGGGAAGCUGAUCCGGCGGGGCCAGCACGGCCAGCAGCCGCCCCCCUACCUCCAGGCCCCGGGGUCCAUGUCGCAGCCGGACCACCGGAACACGGCCCCCCCCAGGGUUGGUCAGACGUCAGCGGCGUCCGAUGACGAGCAGCCCGGCCCGUCCAGAAGGAAGCGCGGGCCCAGCAUGUCUGACUCGAUGCCGCUCUACAUGCUCUGCAAGGAGGACCUGGACAGCAUGGACAAAGAGGUGGAUGACAUCCUAGGGGAGGAGAGCGACAACGAGAGUGAGGGGCAAGGCAAGGAGAGGCCAGGGGAGGAAGAGGUGGAGAAUGAUGAUGAUGAAGAGGAUGAGGAUCAGCAGCAGCAGCAGCAUCAUCAGCAGCUAGGAGCGGGGGCGAGCACGGGCGGAGAGCACACUGCUCCGUCACUGGCCGUCGCCAAGCACACGGGACUCCAGACCCCAGGCAAGGAGGCCUGUUUGACGAGUAGUGUACAAAGGGGUCACAAGCGCAAGCUGGACGAGGCCCAGGAGGAGGAGCGGGGUGAGGAUGAGGAGGACAGUAAGGAUGAGCAGGGCGGGGCCAGCAGCUCGCCCUCCAAACAGGAAGACCAACCCGUCGACCAGGACGCCGAUAACGAAGACGACGAGGAAGAGGAGGGCAGCAGCUCAGAAGCGGACGAGAUGGCCGCGGCCUUGGACCUCGAACUAAACGACUUCAUGUGACCCGGGGGCGGAGUCGGGACUGAAACGCCCCGAGGGACGGAGUCGGGACUGAAACGCCCCGAGGGGCAGAGUCGGGACUCAAACGCCCCGAGGGGCGGAGUCGGGACUGAAACGCCCCGAGGGGCCCCCUACAAACCUUUAAAUUUCCCAAAAAUCUAUUUUUUUUACGUAUUUCAUUCGCUUUUGUAAUGUGUGUGUGUGUGUGUGUGUGUGUGUGUGUGUGUGUGUGUGUGUGUGUGUGUGUGUGUGUGUGUGUGUGUGUGUGACGAACGGGCACUGCCGUAAGCAUUUGAUGCACUGUACAGAAGGUAGCUUGUGUGUUUCCGUGUAAAUAAGUACCUUCCAGAUGUUUGUUUUUUAUUGGGGUAGAUACGGCUGCUUUGAUGGGGUUGGAAAAUAAAAUUGACAUUUUAUUGUGACAUUUGAUACAUUUUGAUUUCACUUGAAUUAGCUUUUUACUAUUUCGUUUUUCUUUAUAUAAAUAUAUAUAAAUGAGUGAAAAGAUCAAUAAAAUGGGGUAAGAAAAAUAUUUCUGUCAUUUCGAUUUCUGUCCAUUCGUAGAGUUUGGAAUCUUUGAAUCUUCCCGGGUCAAAAUAAUAACCAGCGAUUUGUGUUGGAAUCCAUUUAAUUUGGUCUGUUCUUGGUCAUUAAUGUUUGUCAGUUUUCCAUUUAUCAUUGGUUCACUUGCAAAUCUACUGACCUUUUGACCUUGUUCUAACCUUUAUAGGAAGACAAGGCUUUGUUUUUUAUAAAAAUGUUGCCCCCCAGCUGGCUGUUUGCCCUCGGCCAUUGGUUCUCAAACUGGUACGCGUGCGUAAUUUAGUGGUACCUCCAAAAGUGUAUCACAUUUAUUAAAGAACAAUAUCGAAAUACUAGCAUUAAUGGAAAUAAAUUAAACAUGAGGUCAUUAAAUGGGGUUUAAAAUAAGUUGGAGGAAUAAAUGUGUCUCCUGAGUGAGCUCUGUGUAGCUGAAUAGGGACGCAGGCCAACGCUCCUGUAUUUUGUGACUUUAUAACAUCGGUCAUAAUGGUGGGACUUGGUAUGAGAGGUUUGAGAACCACUGCCCCUGGCUAAGCACAAAUAGGUCAUGACAUGCCAAGAUAUGAAUGAUGCCAUCCUUUAAAAAAAUUGUUUGUUGUACAUAGUUGACAAUUGGUUCGUUUGUGUGAUCAUGCUUCAUUACAAGUCAUGGCAUGGUCUUCAAGGCAGGUGCUGCUCACAUUUCAUUUUCAAUCCAAAUACAUUUUGGUGGGAGAAGCCAUUAAUUUAUGCCAUGGAGUCCUUUGCUAAACGCGUAUUGGUCCACCUGUAGCUCAAUAUUUUGUUGUGCUGUCUGAAAUGCUAGUGUUCACUAUACCAUACUCUUCUUGAUAACCACAAUGCACCAUAUAAUAAGUGUACAAAGGAUGUUCACAUAUUUCUCACUAUAGUCUAUUAUAUGAUGCAAAGCCGUUUUCAUUGCAUUCACUUUUACAUUUAGGGCAUUUAGCAGACGCUUUUAUCCAAAGCGACUUACAAUAAGUACAUUUGUCUUGUCAUUUCCAUGGAGUUCAUCUAAUGGAGGUGUGGAGGCGACCGCUAACACGUCUGCUACUUUAUGUGACCAAUACACGGCACGCCAAUAGAUUUACGGUGCAUAAUUAAUUUCUGAGUUCCCCCACACUUGUUCCCUUAACAGUGUAUUAUCCAGUGCUCACACAGAAUGUGUCUGAUUUUAAUCUAUGGUAUUGCAAGCCCUGGACUUACUGUAUGACAUCCUUCUCAUCGGUAAUUUGUGCAUAUGGUCUUAUUUUUUAACAUUCCAAGAAUCCUUGGCGAUUUAAUCUCUUGUUUCAUAUGCAUCUAGGUUAUAUUCCAACAUAAUGCCAUUAACCUAAAUUGUAGAAAAGGAUAGACAAUCCAAAGGUGAAGUCUAUGCUCCAGGUUGCAGCCAUUUCAUAAUCCAACACAGUCACCCUUGCCUUUGACUUCACCAUUUUACCAGCAUCCACCAACAUUUACAAUUACAAUUUUGUCAGUUCUCUUCUGUCAUAUGUUUCCCUCGAGAACAUAUCAAAUAUGUGGAAAUGUAUUUCCUAUGUCAACCAGAGAAAGAGAUUAGUUUUCCAUUGAAUAAAAAUAUGUUUAUGAUGCGCUUUAA
Gadus morhua (Atlantic cod) is the source of this 5581-nucleotide messenger RNA. RefSeq names its product CTD (carboxy-terminal domain, RNA polymerase II, polypeptide A) phosphatase, subunit 1 (gene ctdp1). The record is from RefSeq and is a predicted model, not a curated record. NCBI's taxonomy places the organism in Eukaryota, Metazoa, Chordata, Actinopteri, Gadiformes, Gadidae. Gene Ontology annotation, cellular component: nucleus. The transcript is spliced from 13 exons. The coding region runs from base 268 to 3441 and encodes 1057 amino acids. Gene Ontology annotation, molecular function: RNA polymerase II CTD heptapeptide repeat phosphatase activity.